Saccharomyces paradoxus is the source of this 216-nucleotide messenger RNA. RefSeq lists its product as uncharacterized. Lineage: Eukaryota; Fungi; Ascomycota; Saccharomycetes; Saccharomycetales; Saccharomycetaceae. The coding region runs from base 1 to 216 and encodes 71 amino acids. The record is from RefSeq and is a predicted model, not a curated record. The transcript has a single exon.
AUGCCCUUCCAAGUAUCUCAGGACUCAGCUUAUGAAGCCUGUCACAGCCUCCCAUUUGGCUCUCAGAGCCAUACCCACUCGCCCCUCUUUCAACAUCACCAGAUAGCCGCCGUUGAAUGGUGCGGGACAACCCGGCCUGGCCAGACAAAAAAAGAACGCAGCGCGCCUCGAGCGUUAUUUCCCGAUCGGGCGUAUUAUCAACCAAGCCCAGCUUGA